This is a messenger RNA of Medioppia subpectinata, 2969 nucleotides long. Lineage: Eukaryota; Metazoa; Arthropoda; Arachnida; Sarcoptiformes; Oppiidae. The record is from the annotation of a GenBank genome assembly.
GCGAAAAAAGUUUUCACGUGUUUUGCUGUGAAAUGUGUUUUGAAAACAGUAUUGAUUUGUAUUGAAAAUCACGUGUAGUUUUGCUCUCAUUUUGCAAUUAGUUUUGUUUUAAUUGUGAUUGAAUUGAGUCACAAAUUAUGGCCAAAUCUAAGAAAGCGUUGAAUAAAAACAAUUCAAAGAAAAUAAAUACAGAGAAAAAUGUGACAAAACAUGUGGUCAACGAUUACAACGACUCCGAAGAAUCUGAUGAUGAGUUUGAAGAGGAAUCCGAUGACGAGGUGUCCGAAGAGGAGACCGACAACGAAUCAAACGAGUCGAGUGUCCUCUCAGACCAGGGAUCGGAUGAAGGCAUUCAAGAUAUGAACGAAAAUAUCGAUUUAAAAGAGUUGAGUGAAGACGAAGACAAUGAAAUCAAAUCGGAUGAAGAGUUGGAACUGUUGGAGAAGAAAGAGAAACCAAUUGACGACACGAAUAAAAACACAGAAAAGAAAGAAAUCGAUAAAAUCGAGAAUAAAUUGAAGCCAAAGAAGAAGAGCAAAAAUGUGGCCGAAUUUGAUGAAUACGCCAUCGACUCAUCAGAUGAAGAGGAUCUAAGGAAUACAGUGGGAAACAUACCAAUCGAGUGGUACAAUGACUUCGAGCACAUCGGCUAUGACUUGAGCGGCAAAAAAAUCAUAAAACCGGCAAAAGUGGACGAAAUGCAAGAGUUUCUCAACAAAAUGGAAGAUCCGAUGUAUUGGCGGACAGUGAAGGACCGGAUGACCGGUCAGAAUGUGAUCCUUACGGACACUGACGUGGAAGGGAUCCAAAGAGUGAGAAAAGGCAAAUUCCCGGAUCCCAGUUAUAACCCAUACGAGCCAUUCAUUGACUUUUUCACGUACGAGAAAAUGAUACAUCCGGUCACUAACAGACCCGAAACGAAGGCCAGUUUUAUUCCCUCUCUUUCCGAGAAGCGGAAGAUCAGUAAAUUGGUUGCGGCCAUCAAAAUGGGUCGAAUCAAACCCCGACCGACCAAACCAAAGGACGGACCCUUUGUUUUCAAUUACGAUUUGUGGGAAAAACCGAUUGGCGAUCGAAACAAGCGAAUCGAGCGCUAUAUACCGGCGCCUAAACUCAAACCUCCCGGUCAUGAAGAGUCUUAUAAUCCUCCGCCGGAAUACCUGUUCAAUGAGGAGGAAGAGAAGAAAUGGUCAGAACAGGAGCCCGAAGAACGCAAAAUCAAUUUUAUUCCACAGUCGUAUUCAGCGCUUCGAAAAGUUCCGGCGUUUCCAAAGUUUGUUAAGGAAAGAUUCGAACGACUGCUUGACCUCUAUCUCUGUCCACGAGCUCACAAAUUAAGAGCUAAUGUCAACCCCGAAGAUCUAAUCCCUAAGCUUCCACGACCUCGUGAUCUUCAGCCCUUCCCAUCGAUCCAAUCGUUGAUAUAUAACGGACACACGGAUGUCAUCCGUUGUAUUAGUGUUGAGCCUAACGGACAGUUUAUUGCCUCUGGAAGUGAUGACUGCACUAUCAGAAUAUGGGAAGUCCUCACCACAAGAACGAUAAAUGUAAUCAAAUUUAAUAGCAGUGUUACGGACAUCAAGUGGUGUCCCGACAGAUCAAAGUGCUUGUGUGCGGUCGCUGUCGGCAAAGAUCUAUUCAUUAUAAAUCCAAAAGUAGGCGAAAAGUUUGUGAUCAACGAAACGGAUCUACUGUUCAAAACAGCUGUCGAUUCUAAUGACAAUACGAAGAGUGAGUCAACGGAUCAUUCGGUGGUCGACUGGCAGACCAUCGACGAGAGCGGAGCGAGUGAUGAGUGGAGGAAUGGUAUCAGAAUUGUAAUUAAGCACAGAUUCGACAUAAAGCAAGUGGUUUGGCACUACGGCGGCGACUAUUUCGCUUCAGUGAUGCCCAACGGCGCCAAUAAGUCGGUUGUAAUCCAUCACUUGUCCAAAAGGAAGUCACAGGUUCCGUUCAAGAAGUCCAAUGGUAUAAUACAGUGCGUUCUGUUUCACCCGACGCGGCCGUACUUCUUCGUCGCCACAAACAGAGCGCUUCGUAUCUAUAAUCUUGUUAAGCAAGAGUUGAGCAAAAAAUUAUUGCCAAAUUGUAAUGAGAUCUCAAGCAUUGCUGUACACCCCGGAGGCGAUAAUGUGAUUGUCGGCAGUUAUGAUCUGAGGCUGACUGUCGAUUCUAAUGACAAUACGAAGAGUGAGUCAACGGAUCAUUCGGUGGUCGACUGGCAGACCAUCGACGAGAGCGGAGCGAGUGAUGAGUGGAGGAAUGGUAUCAGAAUUGUAAUUAAACACAGAUUCGACAUAAAGCAAGUGGUUUGGCACUACGGCGGCGACUAUUUCGCUUCAGUGAUGCCCAACGGCGCCAAUAAGUCGGUUGUCAUCCAUCACUUGUCCAAAAGGAAGUCACAGGUUCCGUUCAAGAAGUCCAAUGGUAUAAUACAGUGCGUUCUGUUUCACCCGACGCGGCCGUACUUCUUCGUCGCCACAAACCGAGCGCUUCGUAUCUAUAAUCUCGUUAAGCAAGAGUUGAGCAAAAAAUUAUUGCCAAAUUGUAAUGAGAUCUCAAGCAUUGCUGUACAUCCCGGAGGCGAUAAUGUGAUUGUCGGCAGUUAUGAUCUGAGGCUGAGCGAUAAUGUGAUUGUCGGCAGUUAUGAUCUGAGGCUGAGUUGGUUUGAUUUGGACUUAUCUACUAAACCAUAUAAAACAUUGAGAUAUCAUAAAAAGGCGAUCCGAAGCGUGUGUUAUCACGAAAGAUACCCACUCUUCGCUUCGGCCUCAGACGACGGCACUGUAAUCGUAUCGCACGGAAUGGUUUACAACGAUUUGACGCAAAACCCACUUAUAGUUCCCGUCAAAGUGUUGAGAGGACACACCGUUAAGGAUAGUGUAGGCGUCACUCAAUGCUGUUUCCAUCCGCUCCAGCCGUGGAUAUUCUCCGGCGGCGCCGAUUCAACCAUUAGAUUAUAUACAUAA